AUGAAAAGACCAGAAGAACUAGGUUCGAGCCAAGAGGAGAAGAAACAACGUUUGAGUAUGUCAGAAGAGAACAAAGAACUUUUCUCCAAUGUGGGAGAACAAGUCGGAAAUAUGCCAUCGCAAGACGGUGUUAGCCAAACCGGAGCAGCAGAUGCUGAGGGACACCCAGUUCAAGAAAUUGAGUCAAUGUGUAUGAACUGUCACAAGAAUGGAACUACUCGUUUGUUAUUGACGAGAAUUCCGUUCUUUAGAGAAAUCAUUAUUAUGUCAUUUGAGUGUCCACACUGUGGAUUCAAGAACUCAGAAAUCCAGCCAGCAGCACAGAUUUCCGAAAAAGGAUCUCGUUAUGUGUUGAAAUUAGAAGAUAAGAAGGACUUUAAUAGACAGGUUGUCAAGUCUGAAACUGCCACUUGCAAGUUCAAUGAGUUAGAUAUUGAGAUUCCACCCAAGAGAGGGCAAUUAUCCAACAUUGAAGGGAUAUUAAAUGAGAUGGUAUCUGAUUUAGAAUCAGACCAAGCUGCCAGAAAGGAGCUUCAACCAGAAGUAUACGAGAAAAUCAAUGAAGUCAUUACUAAAAUCAAUUCUUUCAUUAAUGCGGAACCAAAUACAUUACCUUUGACCUUUUCUGUCGAUGAUCCAGCUGGUAACUCGUGGAUUGAAUACCUUCCAGAUGAGCCAUCUCAUAAGUGGUCAAUGUAUGAAUACAACAGAACUGCUGAGCAAAAUGUCUUUUUAGGAUUGAUUUCGGCUGAUGAAGUUGCCCAGCACCGUAAAUUGGAAUCAGAAAGUAAAAAAGCUGCAACUGCUACGAAUGUGUCGUCAUCGUUGGCCAAUAAUCCUAAGACUUCGGGAUUCAUUUCUGAUGCUAGUGAAAUUGAAAACUUAGAAAAUGAAGUGCAAACUUUCCAUGCUACUUGUUCCUCAUGUCUUAAGUCCUGUGAAACUCACAUGAAAACUGUUAAUAUUCCUCAUUUCAAAGAAGUUAUUAUCAUGUCUACGGUAUGUGAUAACUGUGGUUAUAAGUCCAAUGAAGUCAAAACCGGGGGUGAAAUUCCUCUUCAUGGUAGAAGAGUCACCUUAAAGGUAAGUGAUCCAGAAGAUUUGGCUAGAGAUAUUUUGAAGGGUGAAUCAUGCGGUUUAAAUAUUCCUGAGUUAAAUCUUGAUUUAACUCCAGGUACCUUAGGUGGUAGAUUUACAACUAUCGAAGGUUUGUUAACACAGGUUUACGAAGAAUUACAUGGAAGAGUAUUUUCGCAAACGUCAGACUCCAUGGAUGAUUCUACCAAAACAAGGUGGACAACUUUCUUCGCUAGAUUACAAGAUGCCAUUGAAGGAAAAAUUGGAUUUACGGUGAUCAUGGAAGACCCAUUGGCUUCGUCUUAUAUCCAAAAUGUUUAUGCACCAGAAAACGACCCUAAUAUGGUCAUUGAAGACUUUGAAAGAACCCACGAACAAAAUGAAGAUUUAGGUUUGAAUGAUAUGAAAACAGAUUAA
This is a messenger RNA of Debaryomyces fabryi, 1494 nucleotides long. It is a transcript of the gene ZPR1, whose product is annotated as zinc finger-containing protein. The record is from RefSeq and is a predicted model, not a curated record. Gene Ontology annotation, molecular function: zinc ion binding. The transcript has a single exon. Bases 1 to 1494 code for a protein of 497 amino acids. NCBI's taxonomy places the organism in Eukaryota, Fungi, Ascomycota, Pichiomycetes, Serinales, Debaryomycetaceae. Gene Ontology annotation, cellular component: cytoplasm; nucleus.